Saccoglossus kowalevskii is the source of this 3172-nucleotide messenger RNA. RefSeq lists its product as uncharacterized. The record is from RefSeq and is a predicted model, not a curated record. NCBI's taxonomy places the organism in Eukaryota, Metazoa, Hemichordata, Enteropneusta, Harrimaniidae.
GUUCACUGAAAUAGUGAUACACCACCAAAUGCAAGAAAACUUUAUACGUUGGAUCGAGCGAGAAAUUUACCAUAUUUCACCAACACGCCAUUUGAUGUUUGAGUUACUACGCCCACAAAACGUUUGAAACUGCUGUAGUUGCCAAUCAGUACUACAGUGAAGCCAACUGCGUGCCGUCGAGCCACCCAGAACUCCUUGACAGGCUCGAACUUCGGAGACCACUGCACGUUGUUUUAAUUUGACGAGUGGCGAUUGCUUCCCGAAGACGAACUAACGUGUGUGACACCAACUUGAGUCAGAUAUAUCAUCCAUAGUGAUGUAAAUUGAAGUGAUGAAGUCCAAGUUAUUAUUAUUUUGAUUUUGUAUUUACACCUUAACUCUACUAGUCAACAUGACUGAGAGAUGCUUGGCAGCUUUGGAUUAUGUGGAUUUACAGUGCAAACAGGUCCAUAGAAAACACUAUAAGAACCGUUCUCUAGGCGACUUGGAAAGCAAGUAUCGGUACCAUCCGCCCAAAUCAGCUACAACCAUUAUCAGCACGCUGGUUGAUUUAGAUUUUCCAGAAACCCGGGCUAUAAAUGAUAUCACAGCCAAUUCUAUCAUCUCUGAACAAACCAAACAAAUCAAGAACACGUAUAAACGAGCCACUAGGACUGUUUCAUCAGCUCCCCCUGCUGGUCGUAGUAAACCAGUAAUAAGUCCGAGGAGUACACCAUUGAGUCCUGGCAGACCUGACAGAAAGCGGUGGAUACACGACAGUAAUGAUAACACACAUGGAGUAAACACAACACGACUACGGCCGUUUACAGCAGGUGAAGUUCAAGCAGCUUCACGGCGGACCUCUGCCCUUCAUCGUACCAAAAUGCCACGUUCCAAAUCAGCUGAUGCGGACACUGGUCGGUUUAUGACCAUUAAGAUGAAAAGAGACGGUAGUGCUAAGACUUCCGCCUCAUUUCACAGUGUCACACGAAAUAUACGAUCCAAAUGGGAAGCAGAAGAUAAAACAAUGAAGAAAUCGGUUGUGAAAGGUCGAAAAGUGGAGACAUUCGAUCCUAAUUCUGCCAAAUGGUAUACUUUUGCAGGUGGAACUGAGAAACCUCACAGUGCUGGUGUUGUUGAUGCAUUUACUGGAAAGCAAAUAGUUUACAAGAUAGAAGGUGGUAUUGGUGACAGAGUAGCUCACCAGUUGAAACUUGGCAACAAGCUUCGGAUUGGGAUCAAUGGUGAUUUACAAACUAAUAAUUUCAAAGUGAAAACCUGGAAUCCCGCUGAGAGUAAUGUGGUACCAGGAAAUGAUGAGCAACCAUUCAGGAGCAAACUAGCAGAGAGAAAAGUGAAAUCUGCGCCACCACCACCCACUGUAACCGAGAUUAUUCCACUAUGCUGGUCAGAUGAAGUGAAUAAACCGUUUAUAAAAGUAGUUGAGCCAACUAUCCCGACACCCAAACCACCCAAACCAGAUUUAUGUGAAAGGCAUCCGGUAAUAUUUGAGAAGUUGAUUAAAGAUGAAGACGUGAAACCAAGAACAGACAUUCGCCCUGAUACAUAUCGUGUAAGACAACGUGUUAAAAAUAAACUAAACAUUGACGGUACAUCUAGUCUUAGUAAUCGAAUAACAGUUGUAACUGUUGACCAGUUUGAUGAUGAUCAGGAAUCGUUGUCAUCUCGAGACUACAACGAGAUUCUAAAUGAAAAGCUACAUGCUGAGAGUAUACCUGUGCCGGAAACAGAAAAGGAAGUUGAAUUAUCGGACAUCAAAUCUUCCAGCACGAGUGGAUCUGUAAAAGAGGAAAAGAAAGGGAUUGAGAAUCUGAGAAGUGCAAGUCGAGAGAGUUUUACAUCGUCUGUUGGUUUGGAAAAACCGAUGACACCCCAGGCAAGCAUUGUGUCCAAUGUUGUGUCGGAUAACACUUUUAUGACAACCGGUGUAAACCCUUUAAAACCACAGUCGGGUGAGAGAAGUAAAUCAUCAACACCCAGAUCGGCCGUUGGGAGUAUUACGAAAGUACAUCCGCUGUCAAAUAAAGCAGGGUUGGCUAAACCAGGGCAGUUACAUCGUAGUGGGGUGACGAGUGUGAGUAAUGGACAUAAAGAUGGUGAGACUAGUUUCAUUAGAAUAGCGCAGGGCAUCGGAAUCCCAGAUGUCAACCCAUCCACUGAUUUAAACAAUGAUAUGAUUUCAGCGUCAUCACAUCACAAUGCAAAAAUCAUCACAAAGGUCAGCGAAACUAAUAAAGUGAAUGAAAAGCGGUCACGAUAUAUUGACAAUGGAGAAGGAAUAAAUUUGAAGGGAAAACAAAUGCAAGUUUUGCGAUCAGAAGGAAGCGGAGAGAAUGGAAGUAGACGUUCUUCCCCGGGAUCAUCUAUUGUGUCUAGUAAUGGAAAUCUUACAGUCCAUCCACAUCAGCAUAAAUCGGCUAAUGGCGAGAUUCAUGUUUGUACAUGUACACCUGAGGCUAAGCGGGUCAUGGCACGAUUGAUUAGUCACCCUCCACCCCCUUCACCAAAUCCUCCUCCAGGAAGUGUACGAGAUGAUCAAACUGAAGAUGAUACACGUCAGUAUAUCCAUAUCCCUACGGCCGGAAUGUUAAUCGCUGAAUCCGAUCUACAAUCAAUGUCAGACCUUGAAAUGUACUCAUCGGCAGUUUCUUUUGAUGAUCAGAAUCCCCACAUGCCAUCCAGAUCUCAUCUGAAAGACAAUGAUAAGGAAGGGUACGUUACUUUAGAGAACCUUGCCAAAGCUAAUAUGAAAAUAGAAGACCACUUACAAUUGGUUGCUGAGGACACAAAGCAUGUUGCAUCUGAGAUUCUUGGCAGUGAAAGUGACCAUGCCAUCAGUCAUGUUGAAGCCGUCAAUCAAAAUGGCAUUGAGACGGCAAACCCGAACGACGUUGAUUUAACUGAGAAUCAAAAAUGUCCCGAAGAAAUUGUUUUGCAGAAAAGUGUCAGGUUUGCAGAUGAAACUAAAAGUGACAUAACAGUUUCAAAAGGCACGGCUGCUUUGAUAAGGUCUGUCACGUAUGACGAUGAUGAUGUCUCCCUAACAUCCAGUAAAAAUCCUACGGAAGAGUUAAAUGAGUUGCGAAGCCAAAUAAAGACAGAUUUGCAGCAAACACAGGACACAGUGCAACAAGACAUACAAGACUUGUAUUUAAAACAGCAUGGAACAUAA